This is a messenger RNA of Astyanax mexicanus (Mexican tetra), 2213 nucleotides long. It is a transcript of the gene metap2b, whose product is annotated as methionyl aminopeptidase 2b. The transcript has 11 exons. Gene Ontology annotation, biological process: proteolysis. The record is from RefSeq and is a predicted model, not a curated record. Bases 49 to 1479 code for a protein of 476 amino acids. Gene Ontology annotation, molecular function: metalloaminopeptidase activity. NCBI's taxonomy places the organism in Eukaryota, Metazoa, Chordata, Actinopteri, Characiformes, Acestrorhamphidae.
CAUUUCCCACAAGUCUGUGCUGCGGGGCGGCCCUGCUGCUGGUGGAUCAUGGCGGAUGAGGAGUUGACAGAGAAGGGAACUCCGAAAGUGGAGAUUCUUCAGAACGGAGAUGCGCACAAGUUAAAGGAGGAGGGGGAGCAGGUGGAGGAGGCUUCUAAGAAGAAGAGGAAAAAGAAGAAGAAGAGUAAAGCGGCGGCUGAAGCAGUGAACAAUGAUGCUGAAGAAGCAGCUGACAUCAAUAAGGUGACGAAACAGUUGGAGCAGCAGGCCUUGGAUGACCAAGAAAAGGAAGAUGACGGCGAGGAUGAUGGAGAGGAAGGAGAUUCAGCUGGAAAGAAGAAGAAAAAGAAGAAGAAAAAGAAAGGAUCCAAGGGACAGACAGAUCCUCCAUCUAUUCCUAUAUGUGAGCUUUAUCCAAGUGGAGUUUUCACCAAGGGACAAGAAUGUGAAUAUCCAACUGUGCAAGACGGCCGUAGUGCUACAUGGAGAACAAGCAUUGAGGAGAGGAGGGUGUUGGACAAGGCCAAUGAGGAAAUGUGGAAUGACUUCAGGCAGGCAGCAGAAGCUCACCGGCAAGUCAGGAAGUACGUCAUGAGCUGGAUUAAACCAGGCAUGACUAUGAUUGAGAUUUGUGAGAAACUGGAGGACUGCUCUAGAAAACUAAUCAAAGAGAAUCGUCUAAAUGCUGGUCUUGCUUUUCCUACUGGUUGUUCCCUCAACCACUGUGCUGCACACUACACCCCCAACGCUGGGGAUCCCACGGUGCUCCAGUAUGAUGAUGUCUGCAAGAUUGACUUCGGCACGCACAUUAAUGGAAGAAUCAUUGACUGUGCCUUUACUGUCACCUUCAACCCAAAGUAUGAUAAACUGCUAGAAGCUGUUAAAGAUGCUACAAAUACUGGAAUUAAGUGUGCAGGAAUAGAUGUCCGUUUGUGUGAUAUUGGGGAAUCCAUUCAGGAAGUCAUGGAGUCUUACGAGGUUGAGCUAGAUGGCAAAACGUAUCAAGUGAAGCCAAUCCGGAAUCUCAAUGGCCACUCUAUUGGACAGUACAGAAUACAUGCUGGCAAGACUGUCCCCAUUGUUAAGGGUGGUGAGGCAACCAGAAUGGAGGAGGGAGAGGUGUAUGCCAUCGAGACCUUUGGAAGCACCGGAAAAGGCAUGGUGCAUGAUGACAUGGAGUGCUCACAUUACAUGAAAAACUUUGAAGUCGGACAUGUGCCAAUCAGACUCCCAAGGGCCAAGCACCUCCUGAAUGUUGUUAAUGAGAAUUUCGGCACAUUGGCAUUUUGCCGCCGCUGGCUAGACCGUCUGGGUGAAACAAAAUACCUGAUGGCACUAAAGAACCUGUGCGACCUGGGCAUCAUUGACCCCUACCCGCCUCUGUGUGACACCAAAGGCUGCUACACUGCUCAAUUUGAGCACACCAUCCUACUGAGGCCAACCUGCAAGGAGGUGGUCAGCCGUGGCGAUGAUUAUUAGAGCUUAUGCUCACCAAUUUCUCAAAAUUACGGACGCACUUGUGUGUUGAGUUGGGUGGGAGGUAAAUGCUUGGCUAGCCUGUGCCUGUCAUGUUGACAUUUAUGGUAUUUCUGGAGGAUUUGGGGCUGUGAGACUAAGAGGUUUGUCUGUUGGCAUUCUGUAUGCUUUUGGAGGUUCAGGACAGACAGUUUUGAUCUCCUCACCCUCCAAAUUAGCAAGCGUUAAAUUUUGAAAAAUUGGUGGACGUUUCUUAAUGUAAGCGCACCAUGUUAGCCAAGGGAGGUCUAAUGUUGAGCUGUAUUACACCACCAUGCAAAAAAGUAUUUAGAGGGGUGACGAGAAGGUAAUGUUCACUGAUUCUCUAUUUUUCCUUUCCUUCAUAUUGGGAACAGCUUUGUUCCUCUGCAGCUUUCAGUUUUAGUCUUAUUUGAUUAAAUUUUGGAUGCAUUGAUAGGAUGGUGCAGAAAUUGGAUUUUUUAAAUUCCUGUUCACAGGAAUAAGCCAGUAUAACAGUGUAGAUACAUCUUAAACAUGCAGCUGUGCUUUGUUGCCUUUACGGAAAAAGUAAUAAUGCUUUCGUCACUUGGACAACAUCUGGCGAUGACUCAUAAUAAUCUUGCAUGUUUGGGCUGAGCUGUGUUUUGAGCUGAAUUCAGUCACUUCUCUGGAUAAAGCACAAUGUAGUGUUUUAUUUUGAAUUACAAAUAAACUUUGUAAGAAAUGAUUACUUUCAA